This is a messenger RNA of Catharus ustulatus (Swainson's thrush), 2367 nucleotides long. RefSeq names its product kinesin family member 17 (gene KIF17). Lineage: Eukaryota; Metazoa; Chordata; Aves; Passeriformes; Turdidae. Gene Ontology annotation, molecular function: microtubule binding; microtubule motor activity; ATP binding. The record is from RefSeq and is a predicted model, not a curated record. Gene Ontology annotation, biological process: microtubule-based movement.
GCGCUGCCGGCCGCUGAGCGGGCGUGAGGCGGCCCUGCGGCGGCCCUGCAGUGCCCGGGAUCGUCGGCGUGGACAGCGCGCGGGGCCGGUGCCUCCUGGGGAACCCCGCGGCCCCGCCGAUCCCCCCAGGCAAUUCUUCUUCGACGGGGCCCUCGGUGGGGGUCACAGCACCGAGCACAUCUACAAGGACAUCGCUUUCCCGUUCGUGGAGGGUGUCAUGGAAGGCUACAAUGGCACCAUCUUUGCCUACGGCCAGACUGACAGUGAGAAGUCAUUUACAAUGCAGGGAGUUGCAGAUCCCUCCUCGCAGAAAGGGAUCAUUCCCAGGGCAUUUGAACACAUCUUUGGGAGUGUACAGUGUGCUAAAAAUGCCAAAUUCCUGCUGAGAGCCUCCUACCCGGAGAUCUACAAUGAGGACAUACUUCUAGGAGCUUACACUAAGGAGAAGCUGGAGGGGAGGAGGGCUCAAUGUCUGAAGGAACACCUGGAGCAGGGGCUGUAUAUGAAGGGGCUGUCCCUGCACAGCGUGUGCAGCGUGGCCCAGUGUGAGCAGCUGAUGGACACGGGCUGCAGGAACAGAGCAGUAGCCUUCACCCUCAUGAACAAGGGCUCCGCACUCUCCCACUCCAUCUUCACUGGCAGCAUGGAAAUCUGCACUUUUGAUGAGCGAGGGCAGGACCACCUUAGGGCUGCCAAACUCAACCUGGUGGAUCUGGCAGGAAGUGAGAGGCAGUCAAGGACUGAUGCCACGGGGGAGCUGCUCAGAGGCACCAAGAUCAACAUUCCCCUGUUUGCCCCGGGCAAUGUUAUCUUGGCCCUGGUGGAUGGCAGGUGCAGACACAUUCCCUCGACCAGUCUGCUCCAGCACUCCCUGGGAGUGAACACCAGGACCCUGCUGGUGGCAUGUGUGUCUCUGGCUGAUGACAGCUAUGAGGAAAGCCUCAGCACCUUGCGCUACACAAAUCAAUACAGAAACAUCAGGAACAAGACCUGCAUCAACUAGGAUCCCAAGGAUGCCCUGCUGAGGCAGUACCAGAAGGAGAUUAAGAAGCUGAAGGCCAUUCUGGCUGAACAGAUGGGCACAACUGACUUCUCGGGGCUUCUACCUGCUGAGGCUGCUCACCUGGGAGUAAAUCCAGCUCCCUGCCUCAAACCCCAGCUGAAUCUGGAAGCAGAGAAGCAGCUGAUCAGAGAAGAGUAUCAGGAGAGGCUGGCCCAGCUCCAGGCCAGCUACCAAGCAGAGCAGGUGUCCCGUGCCUGCCUGGAGAAGGACAUCAGCAGGGAUAACUUUGAUCUCAAGGUGUCUGUUCUCCAGGAUCUCCUCAGGAAGGAAGCAGGUGUAAGGCAGCAGCUAUCCUGUGGCUCAUGGCUCAUGGAGGCCACUUUUGCCUCCAACUCAGGCAUCUCACAGUGUUUGCAGCUGCAGACGCUGGAGCAGCGGGUGGUCGGGGAGCAGGCUCAGAACAAGGACCUGAAGGAAAAGCACAAAUGCCAGAAGAAGUACGUGGAUGAGCAGAGGCUGCAGCUGGUGGCUGCACUGCAGGAAUCCAAUGAGGACAGCAGUGAGCAGGCUCUCCUCAAUGUCUAUGACUCCAUCCAGGAGGAGGUUCAAGCCAAGAGCAAGAUGCUGGAGAAGGUGCAGGAAAAGCUCCAGGCUGCCGAGACUGAGAUCAAAGACCUGCAGCUGGAGUUUGGGCUGGAAAAGAUGGAUUACCUGAGCACCAUCCGGCACCAAGAGCGAGCUGAGCUCUGCCAGCAGCUGCUGGGUCAGGUGCAGUCCCUCGUCUGGCACAACUGCAACUACAGUAACCUGGAAAGGAUGAGGCAUGAAUCCGUCUGGGACGAGGAGAGCUGGAAAAUUCCAGAGCCUGUCAUCCAAAAAACCCACCUUGCCGCAGCUGUUCCAGCCCCGCCACAGCCCCACCCUGGCCGGACGAGCCUCUCGAAUGAGAGCAAGGAGCCAGCGGUACGGCCAUUUCAGCAAUUUUGCCUUAUUGCUGGCGCUGCUGAUAGCGUUUGCCAUCUGCAGCCCGAGGAAGACCACUACAGGUUGGUGCUGGACAGGAGCGACAGCGAGACCAUCGCCAGCAACUACUUCCAAUCCCGGCGAGCCAGCCAGAUCCUUCAACUGGAGCAAGCUCCGGCAGGCUCCGAGGGGGCCGCGGGCACCCCCGGCCCGUCCGCCUGCAGUCCCUGGCCUCGGCUCCCCGCGCCGACACCAAGCGUAGGAAGGACAACGCCAACUCCAGCGCCGCUGCUUCCAACCCACUGCGGGCGCGGGCGGGCCACUGGCAACCGUGGCCGUCGCCGCGCAGGAGGGAGGGGCGGGCGGUGAGGCCCUCCCUUGUCUGCGGCCGCGGCGAGGCG